AUGGUGACCACUGGUCAAAUUUGGAAUCCAUAUGAAACAUAUCCACAGAAUAUUUACAUUCCUUCACCAUAUCAAGGAUAUAAUGGAAAUUGCGCACAUAUGAUAAUAACUGGACUUCCUUGCCAGCAAGCUACUGGACAGUGGAACUUAUAUCCAAAUUACCAGCUUCAACAACAUAAUAUGCAACCUUACAUACCAGAAGUGAAUCCACAAAUAUUCAUGCCGUAUAGUGGAAUGACUUCAGGAAUAAAUCCUCGAUUGCCAUCAAACUUUAUUGAUCAGAUUAUGAGUAAUUCAAGAUUUGCAACUGUAAAUACUGCUAAUAAUAUGAACGACUUAAGUACAAAAUUACUUGCAGCAAAUAUUCUCAACGAUAAAAACCGAUUUGAGGUUAAACGAUCAAAUCAAUAA
Molecule: messenger RNA, 411 nt
Organism: Thelazia callipaeda (thelaziosis nematode)
Lineage: Eukaryota; Metazoa; Nematoda; Chromadorea; Rhabditida; Thelaziidae
Source: the annotation of a GenBank genome assembly